UAAAGCUUAUGAUAAUUCAGUUGAUUUUCGGCAUUCGUUCGGAGUCGAAGAGCAAAGUAACGGUGUAGUUUUGUUUUUCUCGUUGCGUUUUAUUUGCCUUUUUACGCGGAAGACUUUUGUUCGCCUGGUUUUGCAAAUAGAAAUAAAACCGAUUGCCAACCGUAUUAUAUACAUGUGAAAAACGUACAUCAAAAACAAUGCUGGCAGAGAGAUUCGCUGUUUGUACAUAAAUUUUCACAUUUCCGACAAGCAAAUAGGACGUCUGCUAAGCAUUUUGAACUUUUCGACAAACAAUCGAUAAAGGAAUUUAAACGAAACGAAAAACAACAUUUAUUUAUUAUUUCAACGGAUAGAAACAGAGACGUUUCAAUUCAAUUUAUUUUGUGCUAUAUGGCAAUGCAGCAUUUAAAAAUUCGACAAAACGAUAGAAAAUAACAGUUGGAAAAAGUAUUGCAUUUGUGUGAAAACAAAGUUGUAUUUUCAAAAGAUAAAGCGAUCACACAAUCUGCGUCAAAAUAAAAAAUAAAACAGAAAAUCACAUCAUCAUUGUCAUUGUCAUCGUCAUUGGAUAUCCCAUUCGCAAAUAGCUUUUUCCGACUUCUUGGCCAAGGAGCGACGGUUAUCAUUACUUUUAGUGACUGAAUCGAUGCGUAAAUCUUGAUAGACGCGCAAGUGGACACAGAGAUUGCUUAUCUUCAAGGUUAAAUUCAUAAACUCUUCCUCUUGUUUGUUUGGAAGAGAACGAGCGACAGCCGAGUUGGCAAAGAAAUAAAAAGAGAAAUUAUAGAUGGACGAAAUGGCACAUAAUAAAGAUGAAGAAGCCGACGAAGAGCUAUUGGGGCAAUUGAAAGUAUUCGAUGAGAUAAAAAAACGUUCAACGUUUCGGCAUCGAUUGUGCAGCUGGUGGAAAUCGUUGAAGUUACGUUCUGCAUUCGGACACAUUGGCUUGAUGAUAUCGCUUUCGAUUUAUUGUGUAGUCGGGGGUGUUAUUUUUCGUUCGCUUGAAGCACCAGCCGAAGAAGACCGGGCACACAAAUUACAUACGAAUGUAAUAAUGGAACGUGAUUACUUGAUCGGCAAUCUAACGAGUCUGGCAAACAUGACCGAUUUACGAAAUCGAAAUCUAAAUCGUGUGAUAACGUAUCAUUUGGAAAAAUAUGAAAGAGUAGCACAAGAUGCAGUACAGGGAGGAGUAACACUCGGCAGUAAUGAGACACUUCCCUAUACACAAAAAUGGACUAUUGUACAGGCGAUAUUCUUCUCAUCGACCAUUCUAACGACAAUAGGGUACGGAAACUUGUAUCCAACUACAACCAGUGGCAGAGGAUUCUGUAUGUUAUUCGCAUUAAUCGGAAUACCAUUUACACUCACCGUUAUCGCCGACUUGGGUCGAGUUUUUGCUACAGCUGUAUCGGCCCUUGGAAAAAAACUACCAUCACUCACCAAAUGCUUUAAAGUCGAUACGGAUUCAACGUCGUCGGACAAAAAAUGGUUGUAUGCAUUGGCUUCGGUAUUCUUCUUGGGCUUUUAUUUGGCAUGCGGCGCUCUAAUGCUGCAAAUGUGGGAAGAGAAAUGGGGAUUUUUCGAAGGGUUUUACUUUUGCUUCAUAACGAUGACAACGAUUGGAUUGGGCGAUCUGGUGCCUCAAAAAGCCGAUUAUAUGCUGCUUUGUACUUUGUACAUUCUCUUGGGUUUGGCGUUGACUAGUACUAUUAUUGAACUGGUGCGGAGACAAUACAAUGAGAGUUGGAAAAAAAUACAGGAGAUGUCCUUAGCGGAUACGCUUCGACGCAUGCAAUUGGGCGGCGACGUAUCGGCCCUACAGAACGAUAUUAAACGCAUACUCACGGUUUCGCGACGCGGAGCAAUUUCAGACAAAGGAAGAGAUGACGUCGAUGACCAAGAAAUUGCAGCCUUGGCUGGCGUGAUCAUGGAAGAAGUGAAAAAAUCACAAAUCAAAAAUAAACACAAUAUUAUUCAAAUAGUUAUCUAUGAGUCGUCCGUUUAAAAACGUGUGCCAUACAAAGUAAAAAUGUCAAAAACACACACACACACACGAUAUUACUAUUAAAUAGAAAAUCUAUACAAGUUUACAAGAAGCCGUACUUGAAAUGCGCUACGAAAGCGCUAUUUAUAAAUGACGCAUUUGGAAUUCGGUGUAGAUGCCGCAAACAAAAAACGAAUACAGCACAAAAACCAUUAAUGAUCAAAUGAAAUGAAUCAACUUAUGAAAAGAUUUUGAAACACACAAAAAGAAGUGAAACAAACACAUUACAAUACGCAUUCAGCAUUUCUAUUUUAUGAGGAUAGUUUCAUAUAUUUGGUUUCUGUUUGAACGGGUAUCAAACUUUUUUUUUAUAUAUACAUACAUUGUCCGUAACACGUGUUAAAACUUAAGCAUUAUUCAUAAAUUCAUUUCACAAUUUACAUAUGCCAAAGUCGGUCAGCCGCAAUAAAUUGCCAUUUAUAUAGUUGGGUUUAUAUAGUAGUUCUAUCUAACAUUUUAUAGGCAAAUGUUUAUCUGUUUUAAUGUUGUACACUGAGAAUAAAUCGAUUCAAUCACCUAUUAUAAUUGUUGGAUCUGUUUCUAAUUGAUUUCAAUUAUAUUUUAACGCUUCAUGUCUCGGCUUAACUCGAUUUGAACAAUAUGUAUCGUUGUAUGAAUAAAACUUGCA
Molecule: messenger RNA, 2675 nt
Organism: Contarinia nasturtii (swede midge)
Lineage: Eukaryota; Metazoa; Arthropoda; Insecta; Diptera; Cecidomyiidae
Product: TWiK family of potassium channels protein 7
Exons: 8
Coding region: 788-2008 (406 amino acids)
Biological process (GO): potassium ion transmembrane transport; stabilization of membrane potential
Cellular component (GO): membrane
Molecular function (GO): potassium ion leak channel activity
Source: RefSeq, a predicted model, not a curated record